UGUAAGAAGUGAUGGUACUUUCGAAUGGAAGAUAUUAUCGGACAAACCCAGCAAAUAUUCCGAAUUUCUUCAAAUGUUCAGCGCUGAUUCAAUAUUCGGAAUAACAUGUCAUUGCUGUGCAACUAAGUUCAACAAGAUAACCACUGAAGUGGAGCACAGAGAAGUAUCCAUUCAGCGAUUGAGUGAAGAAAUCGUUAAAUCUGUCAACAAAUCGAUACAAAACAAAUUGAAUAAUGGUUUAAUUGAUUUAGGUGCAUCAUCUUCAGCUAGUCAUAGUGACAACAAAAACACCAAUCCGAAAAAAACACCGGGGCCACAAAAAAUCACACCGAUAAAUGGUAUUUAUUCAAUUCAUGUUUCUCGUUUGCCGAAAGAUGCUACCUCCGAUGAUGUAACUGCCAUUAUCAUUGCCAACUCUGAAAUUCACACUGAUGCCUUUUCUGUUGAGAAAAUUCCAAACAAACGGUUCAAAGUGAAAAAGCAAUCUGAUGGUACAGCUCAGAAGAAAAAUAAACAAAACGCCGAAAAAAAACGAACAACACAACAUAAUUCUGAUAACAACAACAAUCGGCAAACCAAAGGCAAACCAAAUGCACAUUUUCAACGAGAGCAAAAUGACAAUCAGCGAAAGACACGAUAUUCCAACAGAAAUCAUCGUUUUGAAAAUUUCUCUCGUCCAUACAAUCACAAUCGGAGAUUUCAAAAUCAAAAUGUGUAUAGCCAACGGCUAAGUCAGUGGCAGCAAUCUGCUCCUUUUCUGCAGCAACCAUUUUUCCAUCCGCCGUAUGUGAUACCAGGUUUGCAACAAAUGCAUCAUCAUCCAUCACAAAUUCCAAUGCAAAUGCCACAACAUCUACCACCACAAAUGCCAAUGUAUGCACAACCUCAACCAUUUUAUCACAGUUAAACCCAGCCUUCUCCACCUCAUCAUUCUGUUUAAAUCCACUUUUUGCCACAUCAUUUCACAUUCAGCAGCC
This is a messenger RNA of Sitodiplosis mosellana (orange wheat blossom midge), 977 nucleotides long. RefSeq lists its product as uncharacterized. NCBI's taxonomy places the organism in Eukaryota, Metazoa, Arthropoda, Insecta, Diptera, Cecidomyiidae. The record is from RefSeq and is a predicted model, not a curated record. The transcript has 2 exons. The coding region runs from base 74 to 907 and encodes 277 amino acids.